Molecule: messenger RNA, 2504 nt
Organism: Tripterygium wilfordii
Lineage: Eukaryota; Viridiplantae; Streptophyta; Magnoliopsida; Celastrales; Celastraceae
Exons: 6
Coding region: 253-2175 (640 amino acids)
Molecular function (GO): mRNA binding; translation initiation factor activity
Source: RefSeq, a predicted model, not a curated record
GGAUGGAUGUAUUGGACCAAGCGGACCAGGAGAAAAAAGCCAGUGAUUGCCUUGGGGAGUAAGUGGUAGCCCACCGUGAAUUCUCCAAUCUGAGCGCCGUCCUUAUUUUCGUCUUGACGGAAUUAGGUGGUGCUUCCUCUUCUCCGCCUUCUCUCCCUCGCAGUCUCACUCCCUACAUCUCGACCACCGAAUCACACGCGCAUAUACGGAGAGAAGAGAAGAGACGAGACAGAGAGAAGAGGAGAGAGAAUCAUGUCGAAGAAGAAAGCUUUCGCUGGCAGCACUAUGACCCUCAAGGACUUCCAUGGCGGCUCCAUUCCAUCUGAUCUGCCUCUUCCGUCAGCUCCUGGUGUAACUGUUAGACCUGUGGAUCGGUCCGGUUAUGACCGACCAGGAUCUCGGGGACACUCGAUGGGUAUGGGCCGGCCUGAUCAUCGUGCCCGGCCUCACUCAUCUCCAGCUACGAGGCAUUUCGAUGAUAAAUCCCCAUUUCUUACUCAUACAGCGCAGAUUGGCCGUAAUUUUGAUGAAGAUGAACGUAAACCCUUGGAUGGAGGUUCGGCCCCCAGGAGAACUGUUAGUGAUGACAGCUUUCGGGCCCCUCUGAAUCGUACAGAGCUGAGACCGGAGCCUGUGUCAACCAGUUGUGUUACCCCUAGGCAAGGGAUGGGUCCGGUUGUGCAGAGUGGGGCGGUGAGUUCCUACUCUGUUAGGGUUACUGAAGCUGUGCAUGUUGGGAAUCAACAAAAUGUGGGGGCUAAUAUUGGGAAGAGUGUUGGCGGGCCUCAUCAAAAUGUUUGGGCAGCAAGAAAGGAGGCCAUGGGUGUUCCUGAGCCACUGCAAUCAAACUGGUCUAGGCAGAGUGCUGCUCAGAAGCUGACGCAUGCCAGUGCGCUUGAGAAAGUCUCGUCGGGAAGAUGGCAGUCGAAGAACACCAUCCCUUGUCCUGUGAAGGUUGAUACGGUUAAGAAUUUGGAGACAGAUGGUGGCCUAGAUUCCAAGGGUUAUGAUGAUAAUAUGUACAAGAGGGUGGAUGUGGUCGGCCAGACAGAGUAUGCUGAUGCGACAUUGGCAAGGCAAAUGGAGAGGGGCAUGAAUAUUGAUCACGAGUUCCAGGUUGCUAGAAAGGACUUUUUGGAUCAUGAAAUGGUUGGGUGUCCAUUGGCUUCAGAAGUACAAUUGAAUAAAUCAUUAGGUUAUGCUGAUGGCGCUCAACUGCCUCUUAAUGAGAGCAAAUAUGGUGUGUCUGAUGUGCAAUCGCUAGUGCAUUCUGAAGUUUUGCAAUGUCCUAUACUGAAGUUGCUUCCAAGAACAAAAACAUUGGAGAGUGGCGAACCUCCUGCCAUUGAUCACAAGCAGGGUUGCCAACAGCCGAUCAGUCCUGCUCAAGGUAUCACUGAAACAGUUACUGUAUUUCAUACAGUAAAAAAUCCCGCAAAACCUGGUUUAGCCGUCUCUAUGGGUGGAAACCAUGCAGUAGAACGCCCGAAAUUAAAUCUAAAGCCACGAUCACAGCCUCAACAAGUAGAAGGGAGUGAUAUUCGGGAAGGGAGGGCAUUGUUUGGUGGUGCUCGUCCAAGAGAACAAGUUCUUAAGGAGCGAGGGUUGGAUGAUGUUGCUAUAACCAGGCCUGAUAUUUUGGGUCAACAUUCUGAUGGGAAUAAACAUAGCAUUCUCAAGACUGAAAGAGGUGCCGAGCAUUCAAUUUCCACUAGCCACAGUGAAAGAAUUGAGAAUCCUACUCAUCAUCUGAGAACGGUAAAGAAAUUUGAGAGGAAGGAUUUCAGUGCAGAUGUUGAAAGAGGUGACAUGCAGAGGAGGAAUUAUGGUGCGGAUGUUGAAAAAGGUGAGAUGCAGAGGAAGAAUUGGCGUAAUGAGAACCAGAAGAAUAAUGAGAGGCGGCAGCAGCAGCAGCAAUUGUCACAGGAGAGGCAGCCUUCUCCAGAAACUUGGCGAAAGCCUGUUGAGCAACCGAAAUCAUUGUCUGAUGCAACUGGUGCGCGCCAUGGAAAAGCGGCUUCAGCGGUGGAGCUAGCCCAAGCAUUUUCAAGAUCAUUUUCAGAUCCAAAUGUAGCAGAUCCGUAUUCUAGUCAAAGAGGCCUCCCAGGCAAGACACAAGUGCCCUUUUCAAGACUCAUGGACCCAGCAGCAAGACCUAAGAUCAAUGGCUACUAGCUUUGAAUACUUUUUUGCGCAAUGGUGUUUGCAACAUUGGUGGUAAAAAGAUGGUCUCAGUUAUUUUAGAUAUAGUUAGGUGCUAGCUGGGUUGCCCACAGCUGGGAAGCAUAGAGGGCGUCUGACUUCCAACUCACUGAUUUUUCACGCAAAUGAUGGCCAUGCGAAGGGAUUGCGUUGUCCACUUUUUUGAGUGUGGCCUCCUUAUUGACAAUGUCUCUUUAGUUGACAAUUAUAUGGUUCCUCAAUUUUUUCAGAGGACGAUUGAUUUGUUUUUGUCCUAAUAAUUUACAAAAUCAUGAAUGGUAACUCGACUCUUUUUUUUAUAA